Cadophora gregata is the source of this 1087-nucleotide messenger RNA. RefSeq lists its product as uncharacterized. The transcript has 3 exons. Gene Ontology annotation, biological process: regulation of DNA-templated transcription. The record is from RefSeq and is a predicted model, not a curated record. Bases 458 to 1087 code for a protein of 209 amino acids. Gene Ontology annotation, molecular function: DNA-binding transcription factor activity. NCBI's taxonomy places the organism in Eukaryota, Fungi, Ascomycota, Leotiomycetes, Helotiales, Ploettnerulaceae.
CGGACUGUUGGGAAUAGCUUCACCGCCAGGAGCCGAUAAGUUGCAAGGUUGAAGCCGCCCCGAUUGCACCGUGCACAGUCACAUCACGGGGUCCAACGUCAAUAAAGUGUAGCUUCUGGCUGCACCGUUCGUUUUGGACUUUUUGAUUACAUUUCAUAUGCAAGACCGGGAUUGAGUGAUUCGUGGGAGGAUAGCUGGCGGGCCUAGAUCCAACUGUAAAGGCUGACUAACUCCGCAACGCACUGUCAGCUCGGUGCGAUUGGAACGCCCCCUCUCGGCAGCUAGGCGGUAAGUGUAUUUGCGGGCAACAAAGCUACAACAGCCAUUGGAGAAGCUUAAUGAGUGAAAUCGUCUUGAAGCUUGAGGAUUUGAGCAUAAUUUAUGAACAAUGUCCUAACCUAUCGGUAGCUCUAGGCAUCCAGAACUCGACUCCACAAUUGAAAUAUCGGAACUCGCAAUGGCAUUUGAAUACAAUCAAGACAGCUACUGGAACGGUGCUACAUUCUAUCAACAAAAUCUGGACACUGUCCCUCUAGAAGCCGGUGGCUUCUUUGAGUCGUCGGCGAAUCCAUUGACGAUAAACACUACAGCUCCUCAAUUUACUGGCAAUCUCAUCGGAGAGCCCCCCAGCGUGGCGUAUUCGGAAUGGGGUGGUAGCAUUCAAGGUGACUCAAUCUCAACCGGCGACUUUUCACCAACCACUACCAAAUCAGACAAAAUCACCGAGGGGAGCUCACGCGGCCCCCGACGCCCAUCAGCAGAAGCUGUAGCUAGAAGGCGGAAGCAGAACAGAGUGUCACAAGCCGCUUGGCGAGCUCGAAACAAGGAGCUAGUUGAGGAGCUUCGUCAAGAGAUAUCUGAGUACUCAGAGUAUACCGAGAACAUGCAGCAGACAAUGAGAUCCCUCCUCCAGACUACGGAGUCUUUGAAAGGGGUGAUUGAGAAUGCACUUGCACAGCAGCCGCCAAACAAGUCAUCACAGAGUCGGCCGAAUGGAGAAUCGCAGCUCAUGUCGCCGAUUUCAUCGAACGAUGGACCGCAGCAAGACACUCAAGAUACACAGGAUUGUGACGGAGAUGAUGUUUGA